CACAGCGGCGUCUCUCUCUUAUCGGUUUAUGUCGUAUGCGGCAUAUGUGAUCACGCCUUUAGGAUUAGCCGCUGCUUAACAGCUGUGCAUUUUAAGCUGUUUCUGUCGACAGCCGUCUGAAGCCGAGCUUACGCAUCCUGAGAAACCCAGCACAACCACGCUUCAGUAAUGGCUCAAACUGCCGGCUCAGUCCAGUUGGCGGGCCUGGAGCAAGCCUUCGCAAAGAAGAAGUACAAACUUGGCGACCCUGGUCUCGUGGCGCGAGCCCAGCAGCUGUCGCAGCAGCUGCACAUCAGUCCAGAUGCAUUUGCCAACCACUAUGACAGCUAUGCUCUCUGCAACGACUGGAGCAUGGACGUCACAGCACAUCGGCUCAAGGUGGUCGCGGACUACCUUGAAGCCGAGCAGCGCAAGGAGAACGCUCGGCCACGUGCCGUGCCUACCGGUGGUGUAAACAUGAAGGGCAUGCCACAGGCGGCCCGCCCCACCUGGGAGGACGUCCCCGACAAGGUCGACUACCUCACCCCCAGCGCCAAGCGCCAGGCCCUGGACCCCGCAGCAGUGAACCCUGGAACCGGCUCCAGAACCGGCGGGCCCCCGGGCACCGCUCCCAAACCCACCGCAGCCUCUGCAGCAGCAGCAGCGGCCGGUCGCAGCCCCUUUGGCAAUGGCAUGGGUGCAAUGGCAGGCACCCCACAGCAGCAGCAGUCCCAGCGGGGGCAGGGAGGGGUGCUGACGCCGGGGGGUCUGGCGGGUGCGGGCGCCAGGACGCCCACCACGGCGCCUCCGAGUGCCUUCACGCUGCGGACAAACCGGGGCCAGGUGGUGGCAGUGCUACACGAGCACCUGCCCGCAGCACCCCCCGCAGCAGGAGCAGCCUCGCUGUCCCGGCGGGUCGGGGUCCCGGUGGUGCGGCCGCUGGGUGAGCCGCCGCUGGAGGCGGGGGGGCACUUGUUCAUGAUGGAGCUGCUGGAGGGGAAGGUUAACGCCCUGGACGAGCGCAUCCUCGACUUUGCGGACGCCCUCACCGCCGCCACACGCAACCUCACAAACCCCCAGCAGCAACAGCAACCCGCCGUACCCUCAACCAACCCCGCCGCGGGCACCCCCGGACCCGCGCCUCCUCCUCCCACCUCCUCCACGCCCCCUCCCCACACGCCCCUUCCCACUCCGGGCGGUCCCGGCGGGCCCCUCCACACCCCCGGCACCGCUGCCGCCACGCCCGGCGGCCCCUCCUCCGCCCACGACCUGGAGUCGGGUCCCGCCCAGCCGCUGCUUCACUCCGUUGCGGAGGUGGCUCAGCAACCUGUGUGGGUGGCGGGCAGGAUUCUGCCAGAGGCCGAGGGCGCACCGCUGAACCCGGAGAGCCUGCUGCUGGAGGGCUGCAGGGAGGCCAGCGGAGGCGCGCGGGUGCGGCUGGACGUGUCGUGCCUGCCUGGGUUCAGGGUGUUCCCGGGGCAGUCGGUGUGCGUGUACGGACUGAAUCCGACGGGAUCCAAGUUUAUCGCGCAGCGACUGGUGACGCAUGUGCCGCCGCCGGCUCCCGGGGCUUCGGUGCUUGCUGCGGGCGAGAGCAGCAGCGGUAAUGCCGCAGAGGUGGCAGCGGCGGUUCGGAGUAGCGGCAUGUCGAUGGUGGUGGCGGCGGGGCCGUACUGCCUGACGGAGGACUUGUCGUACUCACCGCUGGAGGAGCUGCUGUCGUACUGCUCAGCCCACCCGCCUGACGUGCUGCUGCUGCUGGGCCCUUUCGUGGACAGCGAGCAUCCCUCGCUGGCCGCCGGCAGCGCCUGCCGCACCGCGGAGGAGCUGAUGCGGGAGGAGGUGCUCCGGCGCCUGGCUGCAUGGAGGCAGCAGCAGCAACAGCAGGGGGAUGCAGGUGCUGCGGGCAACACGACUACGAUUGCGCUGAUGCCGGCGGUGCGGGACAUGACGGCGCUGCCGGUGAUGCCGCAGCCGCCGCUGAGCAGCGCAGCGGCAGCGGUGGGGCCGCCGGAUACGGUUGUUGCGCUGCAGAACCCCUGCACCGCGCUGCUGGGUCCGCUGGUGGUGUCGGGUGGCUCCUCCGACCUGCUCAAGGCGCUGAGUGCGGCGGAGCUGAGCCGCGUGCGGCCGGGAGCGCAGGUUGAGCGGCUGCCCGCACUGGCGAGCCAUGUGCUGGGGCAGCGCAGCUUGUACCCGCUGUACCCCGCCCCUCCGGGCACCUGCCUGGACACCUCCCACUACACCCAGCUGCAGCUCCCCGUGGCACCCGACCUGCUGCUGCUGCCCUCCGACCUAGCGCCCUUUGCAAAGGUGCUCGCCCCCCCUGCAUGGGAGGCGGGCGCACCGCCGGGGCUCAAUAACAACAACCCGGCUGCGGGUGCGGGUGCAGGGGCCGGCAGCAGCAGCAGUGCUGCGCCGGUGGUGGUGUUGAACCCGGGGCGACUGUCGCGGGGGGGAGCGGGCGGCACCUUUGCGCAUGUGGUUGUGGUGCCUGGGGCGGGGCCGGUGGUGGAGCGGACGCGGGUGGAGGUGAAGAGGGUGUGACGUGGAGGGUGGGAGGGAGGCAGAGAGGGCGGGAGCGGCAGGGACUGAGGGUAGGGGUUUAAAGGUUGUGAGGGUUAGGGAGGAGAGGGGUAGAGCGUCAUGGUAGGGAUGGUAUGAGGAUGGUAAGAGCAGAUGCGGCAACGGCGCGGGGGUGAAGGGACCAGGGGUGACGAGGAGGGACGGGAGAAAGGAACUGACGAGCUGACGUAUGGGGGGGCUGAAAGAUCGGAAUGGGGCCGGGUUGCGCGGCUACGAGGACCCAACGUCGUACGGUGGUAAGCAGCGGAGGAGGUAAGAUCCUUGGAGAUAUUUCGAAGGUCUCGUUUAAAAGGUUUGGAAAGAGGACUGGGUUGCUGCUGCGGUGAGACUAGGUGAACCCUUUUGGACUGCGUCUUAAACGGGACUGGGAAGGGGUGAGGCUCGUUAACACUGGGGUGGAAUGGGGAACGGCUAGCCUUCGUGUGUCAGCCCGAAAGCCGAUGAGAGGGUGCCUUGUAUGCAGGCCUGGACAUAUUUAGUGCUGAAUGCCGGGACAAGGAAUUCUGUUGCGUAUAGGUACUGUAGACAUAUCAUUCGUGACUUGGUGCGUGAAGGCGUCAGCUGGAGACGUUGUAAGUGCAAGCAGCAGCUGUGGCGGGCUGUUGAUGCCAUUACCGGUAUGCCAAGGCGUUGCAUCAUGGUCCCCAAACCAUGUGGCGUGCGGAGGAGGCCACCUAGAGCUGUCCAGGAAGCAAUCAGCAGGCUGCGAAACCACGCGCCGCUUGAGAGGGACAUCUUGAAAGUAGGGACUACAUGAAGGC
Messenger RNA from Astrephomene gubernaculifera, 3326 nucleotides. The record is from the annotation of a GenBank genome assembly. Lineage: Eukaryota; Viridiplantae; Chlorophyta; Chlorophyceae; Chlamydomonadales; Astrephomenaceae.